AAAGAGACAAGAGUAUGUAAUCACUAUGGUGAAUGGUGAUAGGUGUCUAAAUUCUAAACAAUUGUUUUCUUGUUUUCAAAGAAACCUUUUAUUUGACGAUUUUGUUUGUUGAGUUUAUUGUGUUCUCGUCUCGUCUCAUAAGAAACAAAAUUGGUUAUUUACGAGGACCCACGAAAUAUUUUUGUUAUAACCAUGUUAUCUUACGAGAAUAAGGUUAUCCUAGCACCUAUGGUGCGUAUUGGUACUUUACCCAUGCGAAUUUUAGCUCUUCGCUACGGUGCAGAUAUAGUGUAUUCCGAAGAACUGAUAGACUGGAAAUUUCUACGUUCCAAACGCAGGUAUAAUGAUAUUCUUAAUACAGUUGACUUUGUGGAUCAAACAGAUGGAACAAUAGUUUUCCGAACCUGUCUAGAAGAAAAAGAAAAAGUAGUCUUGCAGCUUGGUACUUGUAGUGCUGAGCGAGCAUUAAAAGUCGCUAAACUUCUGGAAAAUGAUGUAGCUGCUAUUGAUAUCAACAUGGGAUGCCCUAAAGAAUUUUCUAUCAAAGGUGGCAUGGGUGUUGCUCUUCUACAAAAUUCUGAUAAAGCUUGCCAAAUUUUAAAGACUUUGGUCAAUAAUCUUUCCAUACCAGUAACUUGUAAAAUUAGAAUAUUUGAAACACCAGAGAAAACAUUAGAAGUUGUUAAAAAGCUGGUGAAUACUGGAAUAAGUGCCAUUGCUAUUCACGGUAGGACAAAGGAUGAAAGGCCUCAACAUUUUGUGCAUACUGAUAUUAUAAAAUAUGUGGCAGAAAGGAUAUCAAUACCUGUCAUAGCCAAUGGUGGUUCUAAAGAAAUAGAAAAGUAUGCUGAUAUAUUAAAAUUUAAAGAAAUGUCUGGUUGUACCAGUGUAAUGCUUGCAAGAGCUGCUGAAUGGAACUGUUCUAUAUUUAGAAAAGAUGGAAUGUUACCUAUGGACACAGUAAUAAAAGAAUAUCUAAAACUUGCAGUUGACUAUGAUAAUUCACCAUCAAACACGAAGUAUUGUAUUCAAAAUAUAUUGAGAGAAUUGCAAGAAACUCCUAGAGGACGGAAAUUUCUUGAAUGCCAAACAUUAGAACAGAUAUGUGCUAUAUGGGAUUUGGACAGUUAUUGCCAAGAAAAACAAAGUGAAUAUCAAAAAAAUGGUAUUCAAGGAAGGUGGCAAGUAAGCCCUGAUGAUUUAGAGCCACCAAAUAAAAAGUUGAAAGUUGAAGAAAUAAAUCUUGAUGGGGUAAUUAAAAUGAAGGUUUGCUUUAUUCGGGCUAGUUUUAAUGAUACCAAUUUGCCAAAAAGUCAGUUACAUACCUGGGCUGGAAAAAAUGGUUUUGACCUACCAAGUUAUAAAACACAUCAAAUAGAAAAGUUAUUUUGCUCAGUCCUUACAUUCAAUGGCCAGAAAUACACUUCAACAUUUUGGGAGAAAAAUAAAAAAUUUGCAGAGCAAGGAGCAGCGUUAGUUGCAUUAUUUCAUUUGAAAGUAAUAAGGGAAGAAGAUUUAAUAAACUAUGGAAGUAUAAUUAAAUAAGAACAAAGAUAAAUAAAUAUUGAUUUAUUUAUAACCUUAAACUUUCAAUAAAUUAUAAUC
Messenger RNA from Maniola jurtina (meadow brown), 1605 nucleotides. It is a transcript of the gene Dus2, whose product is annotated as tRNA-dihydrouridine(20) synthase [NAD(P)+]-like. The record is from RefSeq and is a predicted model, not a curated record. NCBI's taxonomy places the organism in Eukaryota, Metazoa, Arthropoda, Insecta, Lepidoptera, Nymphalidae. The coding region runs from base 193 to 1545 and encodes 450 amino acids. Gene Ontology annotation, cellular component: cytoplasm. Gene Ontology annotation, molecular function: tRNA dihydrouridine synthase activity; tRNA binding. The transcript has 6 exons. Gene Ontology annotation, biological process: tRNA dihydrouridine synthesis.